UCGAAUUGCACCAUAUAUGCGGCAAGAAAUGUGCAUUUGGAGGGUCCAUUUCUUGGAUGUGACUUCCACAGUCACACGCACAAAUAAAAAGAAACAACUCCAAAACCUCACUCACACCUUUACCCUUAUAUAGUACAUGCUUCUCAAUUUUCCCAAACCCCUUCUUCUCUCACUCUUCCUUUCACACCUCUUCAGAUGGCUCAGAAGGUUGUGUUAAAGGUUUUGACUAUGACUGAUGACAAAACCAAGCAGAAGGCUAUUGAAGCAGCUGCUGAUAUCUAUGGGGUUGAUUCGAUUGUUGCUGAUGUGAAGGAGCAGAAGUUGACGGUGGUUGGCCAAAUGGACACAGUGAAAAUAGUGAAGAAGCUGAAGAAAGUAGGUAAAGUGGAUAUAAUAUCUGUUGGACCUGCUAAAGAAGAGAAGAAAGAAGAGAAGAAAGAAGAGAAGAAGGAAGAGAAAAAGGAAGAAAAAAAGGAAGAGAAAAAGGAAGAGAAGAAAGAAGAAAAGAAGGAAGAGAAGAAAGAAGAGAAGAAGGAGGACAAGAAAUAGAAGCAAAUCUCAAUGAUCAUCGGGUUUUUUCUUUUUCUAAUUCUACUUAUUUUUCACUUUGUUUUGCAUAUUUUCCCAUAUUCAGAAGCAACUGUAUGCUGCAGAAAUUGUCCAUAGAGUCUUUUUCAUUUUUGAUCAAGUGGGUUUCUUCUCAAAUCUGUUGUUUAUAAUCCUUCUCAAACAUGGAUCAAUCUUCAAUUGCUAAGAUGGAAAAGUUUUGAACUUUUAAUAAAAGGGUGCCCAGAAAAUUGGCCAAUGGUGAUGAAAA
Vigna radiata var. radiata (mung bean) is the source of this 817-nucleotide messenger RNA. Its product is annotated as heavy metal-associated isoprenylated plant protein 39. The transcript has 3 exons. Lineage: Eukaryota; Viridiplantae; Streptophyta; Magnoliopsida; Fabales; Fabaceae. The record is from RefSeq and is a predicted model, not a curated record. The coding region runs from base 196 to 549 and encodes 117 amino acids. Gene Ontology annotation, molecular function: metal ion binding.